This is a messenger RNA of Hyaloperonospora brassicae, 1488 nucleotides long. Lineage: Eukaryota; Oomycota; Peronosporomycetes; Peronosporales; Peronosporaceae. The record is from the annotation of a GenBank genome assembly.
AUGGUGCUUUUGCUCGAGAACGGGACGUACGAGCUCUCUUUUGUCGACAAUUCGGAAAACAUGGCCGUGUUUGUGCUUUCCAUGAACGUCCCAACGACUCGAGAAGUGGUGCUCGAGGACCUCGAGGCGUCGAUUGAUCAGACGUCGCUCUUGCUGGACAACGUGGCGCUGCCUCGACAGCUUGUCAAGGCGUCGCGGGCCAUUGUGCCGACCGACCAAUUGCUGUACAUUAUCCAGCGCAACAACGCAGACGAACUCGCUGCAUUGCGCGUCGAGUGUGAAGCCAACCCGAACAACACGUGGCACAUUGACCACUGUGACGGCUCCGUCGGACAUAGCCACCGCCGUCUUGCUGCGAUGGCGAUCAACUUGGUGGUGAACCAGACGGGGUACUAUGCUUUCCACAUGCAGCACAAUGCGAUCGAGGAGUUUGGCAUGCAAGUGCGUGACAAGGACGGACGCGAAGUCGAGUUCGAGCUCGCUUCGGAAGCAGAUGCGUCAGGUGAGAUCGAAACGUCGACACCGAACAGGAAGGCGUCAGCGUCCGUAUGGGGGAAGACCAUGGGCGCUGUUGCGAUCGUGGCCAUUCUCUCGAUCGUCGGUAUCUUCCUCCUCAUCCUUCGCAUCUCUGCGCUGGACAAAAUGAUGGAUGCCAUGGUAGCGCUGUCGGCCGGAGCGCUCUUCGGUGCUGCUUUCCUGCACAUCUUGCCGGAAUCCAUCGAGUUCUACAGCGAGUACGGCCAAAUGGACCUCACCUUGAGCUCCAUGUUCACGUUUGGAUUUGUCGUUGCUAUGGUCGUCGAGAUGGCGCUUGAGCUCUGGAUGAGCAAAGUCCAGACCAGUGACGCGGAUACGAAUCUGCCGUCGUCCGCGCGCUUGAGCUCAUCGAUGAACGAGACGCCAGCCAAACAGUCCGAAAUCUCCGAGACGGGCGACUACUCAGGCAGGAACUUGCCCAUCCUCGCUGGGCGUGAGUCCACGAGUGCAUCGCCCUUCAGUCUGGCCGUCAACUGGCGAGCGAUCAAACCGAUGGCGUACAUCAUCCUCAUUGGUGACCUGUUCCAUAACUUUGUGGACGGCGUGCUCAUUGCAACAGCAUUCCUCGCUUGUGACGAUACGCUCGGGGUAUCAGUGACCGUGUCGUCGAUUCUGCACGAGCUGCCGCAAGAGUUUGCCGACUUUAUCAUUCUCGUCGAGUCGGGCUUUACCCCGUUCCAAGCCGUGCUAUUUAAUUUCCUGAGUGCGCUCACUGCAUUCAUUGGGGCUGCUGUGGUGCUGGCAGCUGUGCCCGUGACGAACGAGACCAUGGGACUGCUCCUUGCUGUUGGAUCGGGUACGCUCGUGUACAUUGCGGGCACGGACCUACUGCCUGGAGUGCUGCGUGUCAAGACGUUUGGCCAGUUUAUCGUGCACCUUGUCAUGUUUGCAAUCGGCGUUGGGGCACUAGCGCUUACGACGUUGCAUCACGUGCAUUGCAACGCCGACUGA